Funneliformis mosseae is the source of this 216-nucleotide messenger RNA. The record is from the annotation of a GenBank genome assembly. NCBI's taxonomy places the organism in Eukaryota, Fungi, Glomeromycota, Glomeromycetes, Glomerales, Glomeraceae.
AUGCUUGUGCAAUUGCUGAAAAACGUGUCAUUAUCAGAAAUAUUUUGUGAGAAGAAUUAUACUAGAAAUUGGUACAUAUCAUCAGGAAUUAACGAUUCUGUUAUAAUGUUCAUUUCUGAUAGAUAUGACUUUGCUAUCGAUCUUGAAAGCAUUUUGAAAAAAAAUGAAUAUAAGCGAAGGUUAAUUAAAUCUCCAUCAGAAUAUUGUUCCGUAUAA